AUGUCCACCCUCUCCGACACCCGGAGACAUACCAAGCCAUGCCGCCUGUAUGCACAAGGUCACUGUCGCUUUGGAGCAUCGUGCAAGUUCAACCACGAGCUUGCUUCACAAGUCACAACUCACGGCACACCAGCAUCACAGUCAGAGACUCUCAACUAUCCUGUUCAUACGCAACGCGCUCCUCGCGUUCGCACGAAGCGGAAGUCUAGUGCACGGCCACAGCCGCCGGCUACGGAUGAUGAACAGCCUUCUCCAGUGACACUGGGCAGCCUGCAAUACCAAUCUCGACCCUCUCCGCCCAUCGCUGAGAGCUCUAGCUCCACGAACACGAAUCCAACAGUUUUAGCCGGUAACCCACGCCCUAAACGCGGCGAGAUACCGUGCCAUGCUUGGAAGACGGGUUCAUGCACAAAGGGCGCUAAAUGUUGGUUCGGACACGAUCCCGAAGUACAAGAAGCUGCACGCAUCCGCGCAGAACAAGCACUAGAGCGUGCCAGGCAGGAAGUGGCUCAGCAUGCUCGCCAAGUGCAGGAGGAGGCAGAGCGCCAGGCCCGCCUCGCACAGGAGGAAGCAGAAAGGCAGGUCCGCCUCGUACAGGAAGAGGCAGAAAGGCUAGCUCAGGAACGAGCUCGAGAAGAGCAUGAGCGUGCACGCCGGGCACGUCUUGCGGAGCGGGAGGCGGCCCGUGAACGAGAGCGGCAGGCGCGCACAGCGGAACUCGCGAAGGAGGACGCCGCGAAGACAAUCCAGCACGUCGUGCUCGGAUCCAUCGUCACAUUUAGCGCUGGCCUGAGCGUUGACAAAAUCAUUACUGGCUUCGAGUCCUGCACCGUGCGCACGAAGAACCUUCCACUCGACGCUCGAGAAGAUGAAGUCCGCGCGUUGUUCACCCAACAGGGCAUCGAUGCAGGGCGUUUUCAUAUCGUCAGCUUGAAGCGGACCCCGGACGGGAAGCAGGAGGCCGUUGUUGUUAUGGAGGCGGAAUCCGGAUCUGCUUUGGCGGCAGGCCUCGACGGACUUGAGUUUAGGGAGGAGACGUUGGUUUUCGAAGUUGGCUCACACAACAUCCCCGGAAGCAUGAACUCAGCUACUGGACGGGAUGCCGACGUGCUCACGAUCUCAUGGCGCGCUCCCUCUGCGCGUUACGUUGUCGAAUAUCCCGACGUUCUUCACGCUAAUCGCAAAGUCCAGGAACUCAACAAUCGCAUUUGUGCUGGGCGCCGAGUGAAACUGGAGAUGAAUACUCUCCCCCCCGGACGCUUCGUGCCCAGUUUCCGACCUAACUCCGUCAAGAUCAACAACCUUGCAUCUACCGUGGCUGACCAAGAAGUUAGAGACUUCGCUGGCUCUGAUCUGGUCAGACGACUGAAUGGACUCUCUUAUAACGCCGAGCACGCUAUACGGCAGUUACGCCACGAAGUAGAACUCCUGGCUUCUGGAGCAAUGAGAACAUUUGAUCAGACAUCCACUCUGGACAGCGUCAAUGGUGUCAUCUCCGUCCGCGUACAGUUCACGUCAUGGGAGGAAGCUCAGAAGGUUCAUGAUUCUCUCGCCGACCGGAAGAUCCAUUAUAUUGGUUAUUCUUCGUUCUGGCUCCGACUUCCCAGCCCCUUGCUCUACACGGUCGUCAUCUCGGCUGAGCAAUACAAGGCACAGAAGACACAGUGGGCCUCAUUAAUUGACAGCAUCAAGGACAGAAAGGCUUGCAACUUAAUCGUCAAUGAGCAGGCAAACUUUGUCCGCAUCCGCUUGUCGGGCUCAGUGAAGCAGGCUAUUGGUUCUCUCAAGGUCAGAGUGGAGACUUUGAUUGCUGGAGAGCAAGUAGAGGGAUGGCAUUCAUCGCUCGGAUACUCCAGGAGCAUGUUUGUGCGCUCGGUGUUCGACGAGACGGGCGCGUAUAUGCGGGGAGAUUGGAGGAGACAGGUCCUCAAGGUGUAUGGAGAGCCAAGAGCGGUCGAACGCGCACGCGAACUCAUCAAGGCCGAACUCGAGCGACUGUCAGCGACGGAGAAGACGGUCUCUCUAAAGAGACAGUCGGUCAGCUUCUUUAUCCGCCAUGGAAUCCCAGCUCUGAAGGAGACGUUUGGCGAAGACAGUGUCAAGUUUGUUGCCUCGAGCAGCAAGAUCACCAUCACAGGGGGCGAGGAGGUCCGACAUGCCCUGUCGCGUCUGAUCGAGGAGUCCCUUAGCGAGCUUCACACUCUGCCCAAUCAGCCUCUGGCAGAACAGGCCUGCCCGAUCUGCUACGACAGCAUCUCCUCCCCACACUACCUCGGCUGCGGACAUGUCUAUUGCAUGGCGUGUUUGCGCCAUUUCCUGACGAGUGCUGUGGACUCGGAUGAGUUCCCGCUUGUCUGUAUGGGCGACGAGGCUCGAUGCGGCGUGCCGAUUCCAAUCCCGACGAUCCAGCGAUUCCUCCCACCUGCGUCGUUCAAUCGCCUACUGGAGGUGGUGUUCAACAAGCACAUCGCCGAGCGCCCGCAAGAACUCAAGUACUGUAAGACGCCGGACUGCACGCAGCUCUAUCGCGCUGCGACCCAGAACAUACCGGCAUCUGCGCUCCAGUGCCCAUCGUGCUUCUCGACGGUCUGCUCGUCAUGCCAUGAGGAUGCGCAUGAGGGUAUGAGCUGUGCAGAAUACAGGAUUCAGAAGGAUCCAACCGAACAGGAGCGCUUGAAUGAUGCAUGGAUCGCUCAGCAAGGUGGACGUGUCAAGAAAUGCCCAUCGUGCAGUGUUCCGAUCGAGAAGCUGGAGGGGUGCAACCACAUGUCUUGCCGGUGUGGUGCCCACAUAUGUUGGCGGUGCAUGGGCAUUUUCACUGCUGAUACCAUCUACCCGCACAUGCACGCGCAGCAUGGAGGAAUUCAUGAUGAUGCGGAACCGGCUCUGGACUUUGACUAUCGUGAACAGCAAGAGCUAUUGCGGCAAGUGCAAGCUCGUCGCGCACAGCAGGCGCAACCAUUUGAGUUGGAUGCUCAGCGCCGAGCGAGAGCACUCCAACUGUGGGACGAAGAGCAACAGAGGCGGUUACAGGAAGACAUAGAACGAGGACGGCGGAUGCGGUUGCAGAUACAGGAAGACCGAUUGCGGGAGGAACAGCGGAGACGGGCGCAGGAGGAACAAGCACGGCAGAGGCGCGAGAACGAGCGGCCGCAGGGAUGGGGUUGUAUAAUCAUGUAG
Sparassis crispa is the source of this 3180-nucleotide messenger RNA. RefSeq lists its product as hypothetical. Gene Ontology annotation, cellular component: ubiquitin ligase complex. Gene Ontology annotation, molecular function: zinc ion binding; nucleic acid binding; ubiquitin-protein transferase activity. The record is from RefSeq and is a predicted model, not a curated record. The transcript has 4 exons. Bases 1 to 3180 code for a protein of 1059 amino acids. Lineage: Eukaryota; Fungi; Basidiomycota; Agaricomycetes; Polyporales; Sparassidaceae. Gene Ontology annotation, biological process: protein linear polyubiquitination; proteasome-mediated ubiquitin-dependent protein catabolic process.